Messenger RNA from Bicyclus anynana (squinting bush brown), 4853 nucleotides. RefSeq lists its product as uncharacterized. Lineage: Eukaryota; Metazoa; Arthropoda; Insecta; Lepidoptera; Nymphalidae. The record is from RefSeq and is a predicted model, not a curated record. Bases 815 to 3232 code for a protein of 805 amino acids. Gene Ontology annotation, cellular component: plasma membrane. The transcript has 15 exons. Gene Ontology annotation, biological process: phosphatidylserine exposure on apoptotic cell surface; engulfment of apoptotic cell; apoptotic process involved in development.
UACCAGCCGCUAGAUGGCGUUACAUGUUAGUGAACUUUUGACGUGAACUUGACUAAACUUUUAAACAACUUAACCAAAAUACUUAAACUUUCCGUAGAUUUAACUGUGAUAUUGCGUUUAAUUUAAAUAAAAAUGUGUAUAAAUCGUCAUUAUAUUCUAUAAAUAUGUUUAAAUUAUUUCCUAGCACCAUCGUACGUUAUAAUGUGUGUGAACUUAAUGUCGACAAUAUCUAAGGAAUUUCAGUGAUUAAGGCGUUAUAAACAGAAAGAGGUAGGAGAAAUGUUAAGAAGAUGGCAGAGUUCUUGCCCCUGUGCGACGUGUUGUUCAACGUGAUCUCCCUCGCCGGCUACUUCUGCGACGUGGUGUUCGACCUCGUGAUGGGCUACGCUCUGCUGGAGCGAGGGUACAAGUGCACCUUCGCUGCCACCAUAUCCAUUGUCAUCACUUCGCUGCUCAUAUCACAGGUGCUCUCGUUGCGUUGGUACCUCCACGUGUGGUGGGCGAGCGAGGGGCGCAAGGACCGGCCGCCGUGGCUGCCCGUGCUGCUGCACUGCUUGCAGGUGGGGGUGCUGUGGCGGUACGCGCGCCUGCUCGUGCCCGUCGAGCUGAGACGAGUGAAGCACCAAGUCAGAGAUCUGUGUGAGUCGGUACACUGUCCUACUGCACGUGUGGGGCGAGCGAGGGGCGCAAGGACCGGCCGCCGUGGCUGCCCGUGCUGCUGCACUGCCUGCAGGUGGGGGUGCUGUGGCGGUACGCGCGCCUGCUCGUGCCCGUCGAGCUGAGACGAGUGAAGCACCAAGUCAGAGAUCUGUGCAUGCUCCGACUGGUGCACGCGUUCUGCGAGGCGGCGCCCAUGCUGCUGCUGCAGCUGCACAUCCUGCUGAAGGACGCGGACCUGCAGACAGCGAGCGAGCUGGCCGUCGCCGACCCCACCGUGGAUGAGCCAUCAGCAAACAAAGCGUUUGCGGAGCUGAACGUGAUAUCGGCGUCGCUGUCGCUGUUCUCGGUGUGCUGGGCGCUGGCCAGCUUCAGCAAGAACGUGCGGCUGCAGAACGUGCACCGCCUCGUGCUCACCUGGCUCGGGGUCAUCUUUCAGUUCCUGUGGCGGCUGGGGACCGUGUCGGCGCGUAUCUGCGCACUCAGCGUGUACGCUCUAGUCUACGAGUAUUGGGUGUUCUUAGUUAUAGGUCUGCACUGGGUGUCGAUGUUCCUGUGGCUGAUAUCGCCCAAGAACGUGUUCCACGGCGAGCGCAUCAGCCGCCCGCGCAAGGCGUACCUGUCCGCGCUCAUCGCCUUCGUCUACGUGUUCGCGUACAUCAACCUGCAGGAGCACAACCAUAGGCAGAAGAUGGUUGUGUUCUACUGCGUGAUGUGCGUCGAGAACUGCGUGCUGGUGACGGCGUGGUGGUGGUCGUGGCGCGGCGCCUUGAGGCCUUCCGCGCUGGCGGCCUCCGCGGCCUCCGCCACGCUCGCGGGCCUCGCCUUCAUGUUGCUCUACUAUAGAUACUUCCACGUGAGGCGGCUGGGCUACAUGCUGGGCGAGCACCAGCAGGGCACCAACAGCACCAGCGCGUCCUCACAACACAAACACGGUAAAGCGAGUCAGGGUGACAACGCGGCUAUACCGGGCGUGUUCAACUGUAGAUUUUCCAACCCAGUCAACAAUAGCGCAGCAAACGGGCGCAAGAAGAAAAAGCCGACGUCAUUCGUGCCCCCGCCCGCCGCGCCCCCCGCCGCCUUCUGGAGGCGCCCUCUGCCCGCCGCGCACAAUCAUCACGGCGGCUCGUCAGAGAACGAGGGAUCAAGCGUCGGCUCCCGAGUGAACAUCCAGCAGAAGUUGCAGGAGAAGAAGCAGAAGCAACUCGCGGAACUUAGAGUGAUCGAAGAAGAAAUAAAGCAAGGGAAACUAGCGAAAACCACACCAGUCGCCGCCGAAGAAAUAUACAGCAGUCUGCAACGACAACCCAUACCCAGGGCGAAAACACACGCGGAACCACCCGCCUGGUCCAGCAUAGAAAUGGCCCACUCGUACCAGAAUUACCCCGUCUUACCCCACACGUGCAAUCUCUACCCCACCUACACGGAAAUAAAACCUGAAUACAACACCCCAAACUUCCAAAACAGCGACGCGAACAAAGAUAUGAAACUGCGUCAAAACAUCUACAAUCAAGACUCUAGAUCAUUCUACGAGAAUCCUUCCAAUCUACGAAACGAAACCCCGCGAACUCCCUUAAGAUCCCCGAAUUAUUUAGUCCCCGAGAACAGAAAAUACGAGUCCAAUGUACAAUGUCGGAGUCCUAGAAAUGUUCUAAACAACAGUCCUAGAAAUUAUCUGCCCGACGUUAGUGCGAACAAUUACGAAACGCAAAACAAUGCCAGAUCGGUGCAGAACAACUCCAGCAUAUACUCCGAAGACCAUAGACAAAGCAUAGCGGAGUUCUCCGGCUAUUGUGAGGACACUGGCCAGAAUGUCUAUGGGAAAUACGGGGACGCCAAAGAGGAGUAUGUGUCUUUGCACAACGCUUUGGCGAACGUGCAAAACAUAGACAAUAUGAGGGGGAUUUACAACGAAGUGGGGUGUUCGCAGUACGGACAGAAUUGUGAAAGGGUGUACCCCUACCAGUUGGGGGGGAAGAAGAUGGAGCAGAUGAGGAAGAUACAAAGGUGUCGCACCCCAGAGAUAUUGUUGGCGCCGCAUUAUCUUGAGGGAUGUAAUAGACAAGUUUGUUGCAAUUGGGGAGCUCCUUACACGAAUAGAAAGAAAGAGGAGAGUGGCGGAGCGUCGGGCGGCGUGAGCAGUGCGGGCGGUACGGGGGGAGCGGGGGGCGCGGCGCGGAGCAGCGGCUCGGAGUCGGAGCACGCACCCAACAGGGACACGCCGCGCGCGCCCAGCGACAUCGACAGCCAGAUAUCGCUGCCGCGCUCGUACACGCUGCCGCGCGAGUUCCGCUACUGGCGGCGCCGGCCGCGGCUGCGCGACGCGCACGUGCCCAGCAACAACAGCAGCGACGGUGACGUGGACAGCGCAGACAACGACAGCGACCGUCGCAGCAACUGCUCGGCGUCGUCGCAGCUGCAGCCGCCGACGUUCGGCGACGCGUUCCCCUACAGCCGGCCCGACAUGCUGCCGCGACAAGACGAGCGCUACGCCGAGACCGCGUACGGCGCGUGCCCGGACCGGCGCCGGCGCGGCCUGAGGAAACAGGCGCCCAAGCCGGAGACUAAACUCUAACGAACAUAUAUAAACAUAGAUAAAGACUUCAACCUUAAUUUUCUUCAUAGUAAAGUGAACUUUAAAUAGUAGUGAUUUGGUCCACUUUUUGAAAAUUAUGGUUUAAACUUUGACCUCAUAUAAUAAAAGGACGCACCAUCAUGACUAUAUUUAUAAACAUAGAUAAUGACUUCAACCUCAAUUUUGUUCAUAGUAAAGUGAACUUUAUGUAGUAGUGAUUAUGUCCACUUUUUGAAAAUUGAGGUUUAAACAUUGACCUCCUAUAAUAAAUGGACGCACAAUCGUGUAGAAAAAUUCACUUAAAAACUGGCCAAUUUUGCUUUGACAGUUUUAGAAUUAUUGGUAAUGAAAAUUAAAAGGCCUUUAAAUAUAGUCCAGUAUUCACUAAAAUCCCAAAUUCAGAGCAAAUUCAACUUUAAGGAUUGAGUUUAAGGUUGAAUUUGCAAGUGCGACUACUUGAAUUGAGUGCCAAGAAUUUGUGUUUGGCACUCAUUGAGUGGGGGCGUUUUUUGGUCGCUUAUUGUGCAUCCACUUUUUAAUAGGAGCACAUCGCUACUCCUACUCGGCUCACUUCAGGACUUCGUCGAAGCGAGUAUGUAGUGCAUAGUGAUGUUGCUUCACAAUACAGUUGAGGCCUGCGCUGGAACCCGGUAUCUGACGUCACCCGGACGUGGGCUUUUUAACCGACUUCCAAAAAAGGAGCCUCUCAAUUCGAAGUGUAUGUUUUUUUAAUGUUUAUUACCUCAUUAUUCCGUCAGUUAUUAACCAAUUUUGAAGACUUUUUUUUUUGUUAAAAAGAGUAUACUUCCGGAUUGGUCCCAUUUAAUUUUUACGAAAAUAUUGUUAAGCUAUUUUCGUAAAAAUAUUUUUUUUGUAAAAUGAAAAUAACUGAAAUAAGCGAACGAUGUUGUCCAUACUGUAGCGUUUACGGUCACUGCUAGGACACACUAAAAACAGAAAAAUUAAGUAUUUUUAGCAAAAGAAUUUAGCCGACAAACAGGCUUUUAAAGUUUGUUUUGUUGGCACCGCCUUGCAACCGAUCAAUAGAUACGAGGACAUCGAUACGAUGGUAUUUUUCUCUUUUUAGAGUAAUUUAUCUUUGAAGUUGGUUCAAUUUUAACUCACAAUCUCGGGGAACGCCUGGAUUGAUACUCUCAGGCCAAAAUACCUUUUCCGAACGGCCCUCUAAGCCGAGGUCAGUCUCAGAGACAGCCUAGUCGUCCUUAGUCGUCCCGCCCAUCUAAGGGUACUUCACUUCUGCCUUCGGGUUACAUCAGGCGAUGCUUCUACGCUCAAAGAUGAGGUCCUAUUAAGGAGCCUACGCCAUCUUUAUUUGGUAAUCGUUGAGUAUAUUUACCCUCCGAUCCCAACCGCUUAUAUUUUUAAUCGCGAUAUGGCAGAAUAAGGUUUGCUGUGCCAACUAGCUGAUAGAUAUAUGAAAAUGAAUCGCCUUUUUGCUCAUCAACUAAUUUGUAAAGUCACAUUUUAUAAAUGGUAUUUAAAUAAACUUUAUAGGGUUAACAGCAUUGUAAACUUUGUAUUAUUGUAUAUACACUUGUAUAUUUAAUGUAUUUUUGUAUAGAGGAUGAGAAGUGUGAGAUAAAUAAAAACAUGAUAUGGA